Messenger RNA from Anopheles funestus (African malaria mosquito), 2113 nucleotides. RefSeq lists its product as uncharacterized. The transcript has 8 exons. The record is from RefSeq and is a predicted model, not a curated record. Lineage: Eukaryota; Metazoa; Arthropoda; Insecta; Diptera; Culicidae. The coding region runs from base 312 to 2012 and encodes 566 amino acids.
CGAUACUUUAAUUACCUAUAGUAAGUAAAUUUAACCACAUAUACAUAGCUAUAGCCACACAUAGGCGAAGCCAAAUAAGAAGAACAAAUGCUUACCUGUACCGAUGUUGUUGCUAAUGGCAACCGUUAGAAAACCGACAGUUCAGCGAACAGUACAAUUUAGCAGGCGGUCAUUGUAGAGAAGAGCAUCAGCACAGAAAGUUCUUGAUGCGUCGUUGCGUGAUCGAAUCCUUUUUCUUUUUGUUUAAAUUGUACCUCUUCAAGCUACAAUUGUUUUCAGUACGAUAAGAGUGUUGCUAAAGUGUUGCAAAGAUGGCAAACGAACGAAAUAAUUCAAAUCACAAACUAGUGUUGAUGAACGAUGAAAUUUUCUCGCGUGUAUAUACUGCCGGUACGGAUGUGAAGAAGUUUACGCAACAAUCGGGAAAACACAAUCAGGUCUUAAACAUUAUGGAAAUGAGCAAAUUUGUUCUAAGUAUUGUUGAGAGCCGUAAUCUGGCGCUGGAAGUAAAUGCCAAAAUUGUAUGCGGAAUGGGUCGAAUUCUGCUGCAGAAUUUGCAGAACAUUUUUGAUGAAAUGCUCUCUAUACAAAAGCGAUCUAAGAUAAACAGGCGUAUUGAGUAUGGAGUAAAGAAUAUUGUGAAAAAGGUGAAGGUUCAAGUAGAACGUAAUAAUGGUACCGCAGUUCCACUAGAUAUUGACCUUGCAGUAGUCAACUUUGAUGUGGACUUCCAGGAGCAAAUUACCGAAAAGGAGGUAAUCUAUUCGCUUUCGUGCAAUAACGGCACUACGGUUAAAAAUGUGGAAGACAUCACUAUGCGUGAUGCGCCACAUCCGGAAGAUUACAGCAGCCAGGUGCAACUGACGGAGGAUAACGAUUUUGGCGAAACAAUGCCCACCGAAAUGCUGGAUUUUCUCUAUUCCAACGAUGAACCGGAAGUGCACCCUGCUAUUGAGAAAAAUCCCGAGCCGGCUACCUUAGAUGAUAUGGACAUCGAUCUAUCGGUAGAAGCAGAUGUCGAUAUGGGAAAUAAUAGCAACCAUAUAGAGCAUGAUUUACAACCUUUGGAAGAUGCAUUACAACCAGUGCCAAUGGACACCGCCACUGGUGAGAAUGAAGUCCCGACAUUGCAACCAGUUGGUAGCCAAAAAUGCGUUGAAGCCUCCAUUCACGAGGGGAAUGAUGAAGGUACUUCAAAUAGCCCACCUACGGAAGAUGUUAUUCAAACGGAGGAGACACAAAUGGCACAAAUGGUGCCCAGUACAGCGGUACGCAAACGGCGAUUAAUUAUCGAUGCUUGCAUAAAAAUAAGCGCGAAAUGUUACGAAAAAUUAAUAUGCAAUUGGUCUAUGGUUUAUUGCAAAAAUCCGGAGCCUAGCCUAGACGAAAUCAUUGCAGAAUAUAAACUGCAGAGUCUAUUCACGAAACCAUUGCGUGAUUGCUGUAAUCGCAUGCAAUUCGACCGCGAUCCGCCAUUAUCUCGCAAGCGAAACAGAUGUUACGAUAUUGAAGUUGACUUUAGUAAGAAAAAGCGACAAACGAAACGAGUCGAAACUGCUAGCGAGGAGCCACCGAUUCAGGCUGCCGACGAACAGUACGCUGAAGAUCUGCAACUAAAUCAACCUUCUGAUGAUCCACAUUUUACAUCAGUUGUACCAGUGAAGGAGUCAGAAAUGACAAAAUUCCUAACAUGUUUCACUGGAAACCCAUCGCAGUGGGAUUUCCUGAAAAAUUCCGAACCCUCUACAAGCGAAGGGGACAAGCAGAAAAAGAAUGACACGGGUGCAGUUACACGCUACGCAAUAAAGACCCUGCUGGGUUCUAUGUUUCAAGAUACGACGGAUAACUGCGUACCGUUCAAGUUGCUACAGUCAAAAAUGAGCAAUCGUUUGAUUGCUGUAUCCCUGUUUGCAAAGCUACUAGAGCUUUCGAAGGAAAAGAUCAUACGGGUAUCUACAGCCGAAAACGGAUCUCCUCUUAGUGUACAUAAAUACAUAAACUGGGACAAAUAGCACUGUAGAAAGGUUCCAAAUGUUGAUUAAUGGAUUAAUUCAUGGACCAAUCUGGAAUAUGUAAAGAAACUUAAUUACAUAAUUAAAGAUGUAAAAGAAAA